Molecule: messenger RNA, 3537 nt
Organism: Penicillium arizonense
Lineage: Eukaryota; Fungi; Ascomycota; Eurotiomycetes; Eurotiales; Aspergillaceae
Exons: 3
Coding region: 1-3537 (1178 amino acids)
Source: RefSeq, a predicted model, not a curated record
AUGCGGCCUUCUGACGGCUGGUCUGUAUCAGCAAGAUGGGCCUUUUUGGUUCUGACUUCAAUUGUACAGCUUACCUCUGGAGCUGCCAUAGGAAACUCUAGCGGUAAAAGCUCUUUUGCUUCCACAUUGCCUGCAUCUACACCCUCUAGUCUUAGGACCAGCAGUGUACAAAGCAAAAGCUCCUUUAAUCCCUCUUCAAGCAGUCUUCCCUCAUCUGCACCUAAGCAAACAAGUUCUGCUGUCAUUGUAUCGAGCAGUGAUGCUUCUUAUGGCUUUGGAUUCAGCUCAUCCAACGUGAUUCCGCCAAGCUCCAAGUCCCUGAUUAGUACUGGAAACAUUGCUCAAAGCACGGAUAGCCCGGUGUCCUCGAACGUUCCAUCUUCUUCUCAACCUCAAAGCACCCCAUAUUUUACAUCAACCGCAAUACCGUCUUCUAGCACCGGAAGCCCAUCGUUUAGCAGCAGCAGCGGUAUUCCGGGAUCCUCUUUGUCGCGCACAAACCAACUAUCUAGUUCUGGAGGCUCUCGAAGCUCGGUUCGAAGCAGCAGCAACACUGACGCUUCGUCCACCAGUGCUUUCUCUACAGUCAGCACAAGCACUAGCAUCGGUGUCUCAUCAAUAACUCCGUCAAGCAGUGGUAGCAGCAAGAGCCUGUCUCCAUCCUACGCCAACUCAGGCGGACCUACCAUUGUAUCUUCCACGAUUGUCAAAUCAGGUAGCACUGUGGUAGUUCCGGUCAUAACUGGAGACACAUACUCAACCCCAAUUACUCUUCCACCUGUUACAUCGACUAUCCAAAGUUCUGAAGCGACAUCCAGUGUAUCUUCAGUGUCCUCAGAUAUUGCUGGCCUCAUCCCAAUCAUCAGUUCUUGGAAGAAGAACCCAGAUCCUCUUAAAACUGAUACCCUUAAUAAGGUGAAAAGCAUUCGAAGUGAAGUAGAAGGACUGAUUUCUGAUCUUGGUGGCUCAUCUUCCUCUUCAGGGUGUGGUUCAAAGAAGAAGAGAGGAUUGUUUGGUUCCAUUGGCGAUAUCAUCAUCUCAUUAUCAUGCAUUGAUGAAGAUCUGCAAAAGGUCACGGACGACAUCAACACAAAUAAUGUUGAUUCCAUUGACGACACGCUGGAUGAACUCACAGAGGAUAACGAAAACCUCACUGAGAACGACAAUGAAGACAACACCGAAAGCAGUUCGAACUCUGAUUCAUCAACCACCACCUCGUCCUCUACGUGCACAGAGUCAUCCACAGCAUUCAAGGUGACUGUCAAGUGUGUACCUACCUCUUUUGUUACUGGAAGUUCCACUCUUCCCACCACAACUUGCACGCCCUCGACCACUGUCACCACCGUUGGAUGCUCAGUUACCGGAUUGACGACCACCAUCUCAACCUCUGCCUCAGCAACUGGAACCCAAAUCCCAUGUGCUUCUGAUACAUGCGGCAAGUCAUGCCCGAUGAACAAGGGUCCUCUCAGUGGUGCUAGCAUGGGCGUUAUAGCCACCACAGAGAACUGUGCAUUGAUCUCAACAAGUACAACCGCUACCCUGCCAACUGGCAGCUAUGGUGUUGCUGGGAGCGUCGGAGUUACAGCUCCAACACAAUCUAGCUCUGCAUCUAAGAGGAGCCAACCCAACAGCCAAGAUAAUCACCUAGUGGAUCGCUCAUUAGUUGAACGUGCUCUUGCGGAUGUUUCCCCUCCCUACGCCGACUAUGUCAGGACGCUGACACCUACCUGGGUCAGUCAAUUGGGUGAUGCAUCAGGACAGUGGUUUGACUUCCCAACAUUUGGUCACUCGGCUGCUGGUGUCAAUGGUAUCUACGGAUGCACAGCUGUGAUCCUUGCAUCUGAGAAAGGUGUUUAUAUUUCACACAUUUGGGAGAACCCAGUCUUCAUCCACGGCGAUUACAGCCCAACCGAUGACAAUUACUUUGUAUCAACUGCCUUCAAUGCCCUACGGGAUGGUACUGCGUUUGCACAAAGUGUGACUGAACUGAUUGGAACUGAUCAAACCCCCGGUGUUCUGAAUGCCAUCUACGCCCCCAAAGUGUUUGUCCUUACGCCUUAUACCACGGACUUUGAUCGACAAAUGUUUGGCAUUUCAACUACGCUGAGGUAUCAAGACCGUGCAAACGACCUCGCGCAAAGACUCGCAAAUGCCAUCCCCGGCUCUGGUGGAGAAGGCAUUGUCAUGGGAUACACACGCACGAGUCAACAGGCAUCUACCCAGGAACCAGGCGUUGCAGGUAGAGCCAUUCUCGAAGUUGACCCCUUCCAAACAUGGCUCACCACACCCAGUGAUCCAGCUUCUGCGGGUCUUCAAGUUGGUCGCUGGCGCCUGUGGGUAGAGGAUCAGUUGAUUACUUACCAAGAUUUCUGGCUUCCCCAUGCCGCAGCUCCUGCAGGGGCUUUCCAGAAACGAGGUGAGGGUUAUGCCAACCCAUGUAGAAGCUACACCAACUCUUCCAGCUCUAGCUCUAGUAGCUCUGGAAUCAGUACCUCCCAAGUCUCGAGUGCGACUACUUUCCGGAGCUCAAUCUCUACCUCGCAACCAUUGCCUUCUGGAGACUCUCCAUCAUCGUCAAGGUUCCCGUCAGCCACAUCUUCAAUCUCGGGAAGUGUAUCAUCAUCGGCAAUAGCUUCAUCAUCACUUCCACGCUCAUCUUCCACGCCGUCUUCAGAAGCAAGCUCGUCAUCCACAGUAAACCCAUCAUCCACACCAAGCUUCUCAUCUAAAUCAAUCUUUUCAACACCACCUUCAUCCACAGGAUCAGCUUCAUUGGCAGCACCGGCCUCAUCUUCAGGAAUAACCUCAGCCCCGGUCACAUCUACGUCAAGCCUGACCUCAGCCUCAGCCUCCCGAAGCUCGUAUAUGUGUAUGAACCAAGGUGGUCCUAAUGUCGCAACACCGCACUGCCAGUGUUCAACAACAUCUGACGGACAGAGCUACUACGCGACAGCGCCUCUGAUUUCCGAUUACUGCACUGAUUACACCACUUUCCCAUCAAGCAUCACGCCAGAACCAACUGCAACUCAAGCUCCUACAACAGCGACCCCUGAGCCUAUCGUCAUGACCGAAGAUGGAAACAUCAUCUCCUACCCUUCGCGAACUCUUGAAUACGGAGAAGUCUACGGCAAGCAAUACACUUUCACAAAUGGCGCCGGCUCCCCAGUUACCUUGGAAACAGCGGCCCCGACCCAGACGGACGCCAACAACAAGGGCUCAAGUCAAUGCAAAAGUGUUGAUGAUGCUUGCCAGCGGGCCUAUGAGCAGUUCGAGGAUGAUACUGUCUACAGCGAUUUUGCAUCCUAUACUGCCAAGAUCCAGAGUGGCAUGGUUAUGGUUGCCACCUUUGGCCAGGCUGGUUGUGUUGCCCAGUAUAAGUGUGAUGACUAUGGAUUUGGAAUGACUGGACGACAGAUCAAGGAUGCGGUUGAGUAUAUGAAGGACAAUGACGGUGUUGAGAAGUGUGGAACUACCUAUCUUUCUAACUCCUGCCAUGUCACACUGAACUACUGCACCAGUUGCAAGUCACAACACUGA